Ruditapes philippinarum (Manila clam) is the source of this 1585-nucleotide messenger RNA. Its product is annotated as L-fucono-1,5-lactonase-like. The coding region runs from base 166 to 1002 and encodes 278 amino acids. Gene Ontology annotation, molecular function: hydrolase activity. NCBI's taxonomy places the organism in Eukaryota, Metazoa, Mollusca, Bivalvia, Venerida, Veneridae. The record is from RefSeq and is a predicted model, not a curated record. The transcript is spliced from 8 exons.
UAAAACCGCAUGGUCUAAUAAACGAGUAAAUUGAGUGUCUGUUAAUCAGUUAAGUGUUAAGACAUACCUGAAUUCAAAACAAAUAGAUUAUGGUACUUUGUACCCUAUGAAAAUGGGUCAUAUCCGGUAUUAAGUCAUAUCGGUAAUUUUGUCGCGUUUACAAGUAUGGAAUUCGUUGACACACAUUUUCACGUUUGGGCUCUGGAGAAGUUCUCGUAUCCAUGGCCUACUCCAGACAUGAGGAUAUACAAGGACUAUUACCCUUGCGGGAUAGAGAGCGGCAUAGAAGGUACAUCAGUCAAACACGCGAUUUUCGUGCAAUGUCUAAAUGGCAGUGUCGAGGAGGCUGAAUGGGUAAUGGACAUGGCAACACGUCACAGCAUUAUCAAAGGAGUCGUUGCUGGUCUUGACAUAACGAGUCCGAAGUUAGAAGAGGUGAUACAGAUGUUAAAACCAAAGGGACUGUUGAAGGGCGUCCGACAUAUUUUAGAUAUGGAAAAGGAAGACUGGAUAACGCGCGAUGACGUCAGCAAAGGGCUAGACACACUCGGCAAACAUGACAUUUCAUAUGAUCUUCUUGUCAGACCACAUCAUUUGAAGUACAUCCCUGACGUCGUCGCUAAACACAGCAAUACUAGAUUCAUAAUUAAUCAUAUAGCAAAACCCCCCGUGAUGUCUGGAAAGUUGGAAGGCUGGGACGAUGACAUGGCGGCAAUUGCAAAGUUCCCGAAUGUUUAUUGUAAAAUAUCUGGUCUAAUUUCUGAACAGCAACCAGAAACAUGGAAGCAGAUAAAUUUUCAGCCUUAUAUAGACCACGUUGUGAAGAUAUUUGGAGCAGAUCGAUGUAUAUUUGGUUCCGACUGGCCGGUAUUUGAGAUGGCUGGCGCAACUUAUAAUGAAAACUUCACACUUAUACGCAGUCUUCUGUCCAAGUUAAAUGAUGCGGACCAACUUAAAGUAUUCCGGGAAAAUGCAAUAAAGUUUUACAACCUUGACGUUUAACAAGCGUUCACGUAUUUUAUUGGAAUAUUUUAUUAAAAGAUCUCGCUGUCAAAACACUUACAACCAAAAAACAAAGUUAUAAAAUACAUAUGUGGCUUUUAUAGUCUGAUUUUAUUGACCUGUAUUAUAGCAUUCAUUUAAAUAUUUCGACCCUACUUUGGUUUUGUCUGUGCAGUUUACGAGAAUUAAUGUUUUACAAAGUCACACCAGUUUAAUUUAAUGUAUUCGUCACAUCCAGAAAUCAAAUUAAAUCACAUCUAACUGCGUACAUCUAUCACACUUACUGAAAAUCUAUCGAAGAUAACUAUAAUAUAGUAUAUUAAUUGAUAGAAUAGAAAUUGAUAUCUUUUUUCAGUGUCUGAGAUAAAUGGUCAUUUGCUAUACAUGUAUUAUAAAACGUGUUUCAUUCACGUUACAUCAAAGUUGGGUAAUUAUUUGUGCAAUGACAUUUAUCUGGAAGUAGCUUUCCAAUUUUUAUUCACUCAUGACAUCAAACAUGUUCAUGUAUAUAUUAUUUGUUACUUUUUAGAAUUAUUAUAAAUGUAGUUGUUAUAAUCAGAUAAAGCAAUAUAUAUUCAUAUAA